This is a messenger RNA of Triticum dicoccoides, 1434 nucleotides long. RefSeq lists its product as uncharacterized. The record is from RefSeq and is a predicted model, not a curated record. The transcript is spliced from 5 exons. Bases 110 to 1213 code for a protein of 367 amino acids. Lineage: Eukaryota; Viridiplantae; Streptophyta; Magnoliopsida; Poales; Poaceae.
AAGCACAUGUACACGCAGCGCGCUAUAAGGGGCAGCGAGCCAGCCAGCAAGGCACGUUGCCGCGAGCAUCGAAAUCUUCUUCCUCCCGUGCGAGCGGUGCGGCGGAGCGAUGCCGGCCGGUGAGCCCCUCCGCGGCCGUGGUGCCGGCAACAGGCCUGCAGCGCCGGCCACAGCGUAUUCUGGCGUUGCCAAGAAGCUGCCACUGACUCUGCUCGUGUUCUUCUCCGCCCUGCUCUACAACCAGAUUCAGCCGCCGCCGCCAAAGGUCCCUGGCUCGCCGGGCGGGCCUCCGGUGACGGCAAACCGGACAAAGCUGAGGGACGGCAGGCACCUGGCCUACCUGGAAUCCGGCGUCCCAAAGGAGCAGGCCAAGUACAAGAUCAUUUUUGUCCAUGGCUUCUUCUGCUGCAGAUACGACGUGCUCAACGUCUCCCAGGGGCUGCUCCAAGAACUGGGCAUCUACCUGCUGUCCUUCGACCGGCCGGGGUACUGCGAGAGCGACGCGCACCCGGCGCGGACGGAGGAGAGCAUCGCCGUCGACAUCGCGGAGCUGGCCGACAACCUGCAGCUGGGGCCCAAGUUCCACCUCAUGGGCUUCUCCAUGGGCGGCGAGAUCAUGUGGAGCUGCCUCAAGCACAUCCCGCACAGGCUCGCCGGCGUGGCCAUUCUCGCGCCGGUAGGCAACUACUGGUGGUCCGGCCUGCCGCCGGACGUGUACCAGGAGGCGUGGUACGUGCAGUUCCCGCAGGACCGAGCCGCCGUCUGGGUCGCCCACCACCUCCCGUGGCUGGCCAACUGGUGGAACACCCAGAGACUGUUCCCAAGCUCCAGCGUCAAGGCCCGGAACCCAGCCAUAUACUCCAAGGAAGACAAGCCGCUCACCGCCAAGUUCGCCCAGCGAGCCCACAAUAAGCAGGUCACGCAGCAAGGGGAGCACGAGUCCCUGCACCGGGACAUGAUCGUCGGGUUCGGGAAGUGCGGAUGGAGCCCGCUGCAACCAGGCAACGCGUUCGCCGGCGUCGGCGACGAUGUGAAGGUGCACCUGUGGCACGGAGUCGAGGACCUGUUCGUGCCUGUUGCCCUGUCGCGGUACAUCAGCAAGAGGCUCCCCUGGGUGAUCUACCACGAGCUCCCGACGGCCGGCCACCUGUUCCCGGUCGCCGACGGGAUGCCCGAUGUCAUCGUCAAAUCGCUGCUGCUCGGAGACGGGUGAUGAUGGUUUCUUUCGAGCUAGAGCGAGAGAUGAGGCAUUGGGAUUUCGAAUAAAUUCACCACCUUAACACUUGAAUUAGAUUGAGCACUUGGCCCGGGGAGGAAAAGUAGACUAUACCCGUUUUAAUAUGCACUUCGAGGUGGUGUACUCCAGUGCCAAGUUGCUGCGAUAUCAAUCAAAUACUGAAACGUGGUUUUGGCGUGUCCUCCGCAAUCAAAUCC